Phoenix dactylifera (date palm) is the source of this 679-nucleotide messenger RNA. NCBI's taxonomy places the organism in Eukaryota, Viridiplantae, Streptophyta, Magnoliopsida, Arecales, Arecaceae. The record is from RefSeq and is a predicted model, not a curated record.
UGAUUUGAUACAGAGAAGGAGAACUUGUGCUUGUAUGGGCAUCCUGGAGAGAUGUGGGAGGUGACGUUGCUGGCGGAGGAGGUGCCGCCGGAGCUGCCCGAGCCGGCGCUCAGGAUCAACUUCGCGAGGGACGGGAUGAACCGGAAGGAUUGGCUCUUGCUGGUGGCGGUGCACAGCGACUCGUGGCUCCUUUCUGUCGCCUUCUUCUUCGGAACCCGCUUCAAUGGCAACGAGAGGCGAUCGCACCCCAGCCAUCCUCUGCCUUCCGGAGCUCUCUGCUGCCUGCGCCAAGAAGGCCCUCGAUCUCGGCCCCCAGGGCCUCAUGUUCCCCAUGAUCGAGUCCCCCGACGCCGCCGAGCUCGCCGUCUUAUUCUGCCAUUUCCCGCCGCACGGCGUCCGCGGGUCCGCCGACACAGUGGUGCGUGCCUCCGCAUACGGCAUCGACGAUGGCUACCUGGCGUGGGUUGACGAGGAGCUGCUGGUGAUGUGCCAGGUGGAGACGGCGGCGGGGCUGGCGGAGAUCGAGGCGAUCGCCGGCGUCGAGGGGGUCGACGUGGUGCAGAUGGAGCCGUUGGAUCUGAGCGCGAGCAUGGGGCAUCUGAGGGAUGCGAUGAAGGAAGCGGGGAGGAAAUUGGGGAGGAAUCGAGGAAAUGAGGCUCUGAUUCAAAAUAAUUUUUAA